Biomphalaria glabrata is the source of this 725-nucleotide messenger RNA. Its product is annotated as cell death abnormality protein 1-like. Bases 137 to 589 code for a protein of 150 amino acids. The transcript has 5 exons. NCBI's taxonomy places the organism in Eukaryota, Metazoa, Mollusca, Gastropoda, Planorbidae. The record is from RefSeq and is a predicted model, not a curated record.
UGAGAAAACAAUGCCAACAUGACUGUCAUGUUUUAUGUGAAGUACACGGUGUCGUAGGUCUGAACUCUUUAUUUUGGAAGUCGCAUUAUGUAUUUGAGAAGAUCACAUUUAAAUAACACUUAGAUUUAUACAACUAAUGAACGGAACAGGUACAAAGAAGUGUAACCCACAGGCAUGGGGAGAUGAUUGCAGCAAGUCUUGCAUCCAUUGCGCAGACGAGUGCAACCAGGUGACAGGAUCAUGUACGAAGUGUCUGUCGGGAUACAAGGACCCAGUUCUGCACUGUUCGAAAGAAUGCGAUAAGUUUGAGUUUGGGGCUGACUGCAUAGGCGACUGCAAGACGAAAUGUGGGAUGGAUAUCGACUGCAUCAACCGAGUCACUGGACAGUGUCCAGAGGAGCAAGGGUUUGCUUGGUACCUGAUUAUAACACUUCUGUCAGUGAUCUUGUUUGCAGGAAUCGUUUACUACGUUGUCACAAAGAAACAGUCAACUAAAAAUCUUGUGCUGAAUGGAUCCAAGACUUUAACGGCUUCGAAGUCUAAACUGAAUGAAAAAGGAACCAUGGGGAACCAAAGUGAUGAUGUUUAAAAACUUUUAAAGUGGAAUUAUAGUUUCUUGAGAGAGAACUUGGAGUCUGUGUGAAGUGUACGAACGAUGAGUCUAAGAAAACAUUUUAAGCAGAAAAUGAUUUCCAAGUUGAUUGAAUAAAGUCUCUUUGAACAAA